CGCCCGGAUCGUUUGGGGUUUGGGGGGAGCCCCCGUCCCCCUCUCCUCGCAGCCGUCCCCGCCGGGACUGGAGUGGCGGUCACCUCCGCCUGACCUUCUCCUCCGCGGCCUUGGGCCUGGACAGGAUUCCGUGUCUGCCGUUCCCAGCGGGAGGAGAGGGAAGGCGAAGGGCGGGGGGAGAUUUAGCGGACGGGCGGAGAGACGCCCAGAGACCAGGGAGAGACAGCCGAGAGACCCGGGCCGGACAGAAGGGAGGCGGCGGAGAUAGAGCAGAGACAGAGAGAUAGCGAGAGAUCCAGCGGGCAGAUCUCUCGGCCGCCGCUCGGCAAGACAGCCGCUCCGGCCCCUCGGACUUUUUCCACUGGAAAUUUGGGGAACAUCUAACCCGGCCCGAGGCCCCGGACGGCGGCAAUGACGCUGCAGCCGCGGCGGCGAGUCUCUCUGGCAGUUUUUCUGUCCUUGCUCUUGCAGGCUGGAAUUUCCUCGGGAAUUAAAUGGCUGGCCCUAUCCAAGACACCCUCGGCCCUGGCCCUGAACCAGACGCAGCACUGCAAGCAGCUGGAGGGGCUGGUGGCCUCGCAGGUGCAGCUGUGCCGGAGCAACCUGGAGCUGAUGCACACUGUGGUCCAGGCGGCGCGGGAGGUGGUCAAGACGUGCCGGAAAACCUUCUCCGACAUGCGCUGGAAUUGCUCGUCCAUCGAGCGGGCCCCCAACUACCUGCUCGACCUGGAGAGAGGGACGCGGGAGUCGGCCUUCGUGUACGCUCUGUCCGCCGCCGCCAUCAGCCACACCAUCGCCAGAGCGUGCACCACCGGGGACCUGCCGGGCUGUUCCUGCGGCCCGGUCCCAGGUGAGAGCCCUGGGCCUGGGUACCGCUGGGGAGGCUGCGCCGACAACCUCUACUACGGCCUCCUCAUGGGGUCCAAAUUUUCGGACGCUCCCAUGAAGGUGAAAAAGUCAGGAGGCCAGACCAAUAAAUUGAUGCAUCUCCACAACAGUGAAGUAGGGAGACAGGCCCUGAAAGCGUCUCUGGAGAUGAAGUGUAAAUGCCACGGGGUCUCUGGCUCCUGCUCUAUCAGGACCUGCUGGCGGGGCCUCCAGGAGCUGAGGGACAUCGCUCUGGACCUCAAGACCAGGUACCUGUCGGCCACCAAGGUGGUGCACCGGCCCAUGGGCACCCACAAGCACCUGGUGCCCAAGGACAUCGACGUGCGACCGGUUCGGGACACGGAACUCAUCUACCUGCAGAGCUCACCUGACUUCUGCAUGAAGAAUGAGAAGGUGGGCUCCCACGGCACGCAGGACAGGCAGUGUAACAAGACUUCCAACGGCAGCGACAGCUGCGACCUCAUGUGCUGCGGCCGAGGGUACAACCCGUACAUGGACAAGGUGGUGGAGCGCUGUCACUGCAAGUACCAUUGGUGCUGUUACGUCACCUGCAAGAAAUGCGAGCGGGUGGUGGAGCGCUACGUGUGCAAGUGAGCCCCCCGCGCCUCGCGGGCCGCCGGCGUCCCGAAGCGCUAUCUGUCCCCGAGGGACUCUCCCCAGACCGUCUCUCCGCCGCGCCUCGCCGGCACGCGGACGCCAAUGCAAUAAAAAGAAAAAAAUGAGAUAAUAGAGAAAGCUGAGGAGGCCUGGGAAAGAAAGGACGAAAAAGGAAGCCCAGACACACAAACGCAUCCGCGCGUGGGUGCCGCACACACUCACCUAUGCACCCAUACAUAGACACACACACACACACACACGUGUACACACAUUUUGAUACACACGUGCGCCCACACACUCAAAUAUACAUCCAUGUGUACACACUCAGAGACACCCUCAUGCACACAUCCAUUUCAUUCAUUCAUUCAGUCGUAUUUAUAGAGCGCUUACUGUGUGCACAGCACUGUACUAAACGCUUAGAAAGUACAGUACAGCAAUAGAGAGAGACAAUCCCUGCCUACAUCAGGCUUACAGUCUAGAGAUGGGGAUUUAGAUACAUACUCGGGAGCACGCACACACACACAGAUACACAUCCCCAUGCGUGGGGUCCACGUUUAAAAAUUUUUGGAGCGGAUGGUCCUAGAGGGGGCAUCGGAUCAGCUCUCGUCUCCCCAGGAUCCUGCGGACUUUUCUUUCGGAGACCCAGGAUCCAACUUGGCUGCCUGGGCCAAAGCGGAACCCCAGACUGGCUCCGGACACCCUAGGGGAUCCCGGCGACCGAAGGGAGGUUCGAAGCCUCGUGGGCUGGACCCAGGCACGGGCCGCAGGGCCAUCCACUUGGGACCACCGAGGCAGAGCAGGGUGGGCACCAGACCCAACCUCCAGAAACGCCUCUCCUCACCCUCCCGCGAGCAGAAUCCCAACUCCCCAGGCCGGCGAGCCCAAGCCAGCCUCCGGCCUCCCUCGCGCCGCACGCAGAAAAGCCUAACUGUGGGUGUAAUGAUUCUUCUCUGGGUUGCGGAACCUUCGCCAUAUUUAUGAACCCAUCUUGCGGUCUCUUUUCCUCUCCCUUUGAUAUAUAUAUAUUAUAUAUAUAAAUAUAUGAUCUAUAUUUGAAAUGAGCUUUGCACAGUGAUUCGGAAUAAAUGUCGGAACGGUGCCGCCGCUACCGGG
Molecule: messenger RNA, 2598 nt
Organism: Ornithorhynchus anatinus (platypus)
Lineage: Eukaryota; Metazoa; Chordata; Mammalia; Monotremata; Ornithorhynchidae
Gene: WNT11
Product: Wnt family member 11
Exons: 6
Coding region: 412-1482 (356 amino acids)
Biological process (GO): neuron differentiation; multicellular organism development; cell fate commitment
Cellular component (GO): extracellular region
Molecular function (GO): cytokine activity; frizzled binding
Source: RefSeq, a predicted model, not a curated record